UUUUCUUUUGUCUAAUUUUCACUCUCUUCAUUUCUUGAAGUGAGAUGGGAUGUGAAAACAAGUUCUGCAGGAGGCUCAGCUCCAGAAAACACCGAAAGCUGCACUUGUCUUUGCUCGCUUCAUGCUGUUUGAUCUCGGUAACUCUGUACGUGAGAUAUUCCAUCAUCUUCCCCAGACUAAGUUCCUGGCUGAGGAAUCAUGCAGCUCCUGGUACACCACCUUCAGGAGUGAUCAGUCUUGAUCAUCGAUUAGGUGAAUCGGUGAGGAGGAAACAAGAGUUAAAGCAGGGGAAAGUUCCCUUGUGUGAUUUUUCGAAGAGAAGGUCGAAUGUCUGCGAACUGCAGGGUGACAUCAGAAUCCACGGUGCCAACUCUUCUGUCUUAGUGGCGAGACCAAAGGGCGUCGACGAGUCGCGAGGUUCAUGGCUGAUAAAGCCUCAUCCUCGGAAGGAAGACCCGUACGCGAUGUCCCAUGUCACCGAAGUCUCGGUGAAAUCCGUUUCUGAUCACGCACACGUACCGGAAUGUAGCACGAGAAGCAGCGCACCGGCCAUCAUCUUCUCCACUGGCGGUUACAUGGGCAAUGCAUUCCACGACUUCACCGACGUCCUGAUCCCUCUGUUCAUAACCACGUCUCAGUUCGACGGAGGAGUCCAGUUUCUGGUGCUCGACAUCGCGCCGUGGUGGAUUCAGAAGUACGACUCAAUACUGAAAAGGCUCUCCCGUCACCGAAUCAUAGACCUGAGCAAAGACAAUUCUGUCCGAUGCUUUUCUCGUGCCAUCGUAGGCCUCAAGUUCCACAAAGAGAUGAGCGUGGGCGCCGCCAUGAGCCCGGAAGGGCAGCAGCUCUCCAUGCCCGACUUCGGACGACUGCUGAGGGAUUCCUUUGCGCUGAAACGGCAAAGGGCGAUAAAACUAGGAGGACCCGAUCGAGAGAAGAAGAAGAAGCCUAGGCUCAUGAUCAUCGCGAGAACGAGGACGAGGAGAUUCAAGAACGUCGAUGAGAUUGUUCGAGUGGCUCGAGAGUUAGACUUCGAAGUAGUCGUGACAGACACUGAAAGGGAGUCCAACUUGUCUGAAUUCGCUCAGCUCGUGAACUCAUGCGAUGUGAUGAUGGGGGUUCAUGGUGCGGGACUCGCUAACCUCGUCUUCCUCCCGAUCGGCGCAGUGCUCAUCCAGGUCGUCCCUUUGGGGGAGAUGGACGAUAUAUCGAGGGUGGAUUUUGGUGAACCUGCACUGGAUUUGAAGAUCAAGUACUUGCACUACAGUAUAACUGAGGAAGAGAGCUCACUGAUAGAUCAGUAUCCUAGAGACCAUCCCGUGCUGAAAGAGCCCAGAUCAAUUGCAAGGCAAGGGUGGGUUUUCAGAAGGUCUGUGUAUUUGGUUAAGCAAGAUGUGAAGCUUAACAUGGCCAGGUUCAGAGGUUUCAUGCUAGAAGCUCUUCGGUAUCUUCAUUAAAACGAAUGAAUUGCUUGCUAGUGAGGUUGAGCUCGUUGCAUUGAGCCCAUUGGUUUAGUCAACUUAGUCGUUAAUGAAUAACUUUCUCCCGCAUGUUGUUCGGUACUGUAAUUUACCAUUCUUCCACGUAUCUUAGGGUCAUAGAGGAACUCUUGGAUGAGUAUUAUAGGAUGGAAAAAUAGAUUGAGAGAUCUCAACAUAAAAUUUUAAAUUC
Messenger RNA from Zingiber officinale, 1671 nucleotides. Its product is annotated as alpha-1,3-arabinosyltransferase XAT3-like. NCBI's taxonomy places the organism in Eukaryota, Viridiplantae, Streptophyta, Magnoliopsida, Zingiberales, Zingiberaceae. The record is from RefSeq and is a predicted model, not a curated record. The transcript is spliced from 3 exons. Gene Ontology annotation, molecular function: glycosyltransferase activity. The coding region runs from base 45 to 1457 and encodes 470 amino acids.